Dipodomys spectabilis (banner-tailed kangaroo rat) is the source of this 1077-nucleotide messenger RNA. It is a transcript of the gene Cryl1, whose product is annotated as crystallin lambda 1. The transcript is spliced from 8 exons. The coding region runs from base 78 to 1037 and encodes 319 amino acids. The record is from RefSeq and is a predicted model, not a curated record. NCBI's taxonomy places the organism in Eukaryota, Metazoa, Chordata, Mammalia, Rodentia, Heteromyidae. Gene Ontology annotation, biological process: fatty acid metabolic process. Gene Ontology annotation, molecular function: NAD+ binding; L-gulonate 3-dehydrogenase activity.
CCAGCGACAGCUCUGUGUACUCCAGGCUUGCGCUUAGCGCUCCAGGUGCAUUUCUCCGCUCAGCCGGGCUCCUGGCCAUGGCGUCCUCAGAGGCCGGCGGGGUGGUGAUCGUUGGCAGCGGACUCAUUGGGCGAAACUGGGCUAUGUUGUUUGCCAGUGGAGGCUUCAAGGUGAAACUCUAUGAUAUUGAACAACAGCAGAUAACGAAUGCCUUGGAAAACAUCAGAAAGGAGAUGAAGUUGCUGGAGAAGUCUGAUGCCCUGAAAGGUUCUCUGAGUGCAGAGCAGCAGCUGUCCCUAAUCAGCGGCUGCACCACCUUGGCACAGGCAGUAGAGGGCGCUGUACACAUUCAGGAAUGUGUUCCAGAAAACCUGGAAUUGAAGAAGAAGAUUUUUGCCCAGCUAGAUCGCAUUGUGGAUGAUAAAGUUGUCUUGAGCAGUUCCAGUUCUUGCCUUAUGCCUUCCAAGUUGUUUGUGGGUUUGGCACAUGUGAAGCAAUGCAUUGUGGCUCAUCCCGUGAAUCCACCAUAUUAUGUUCCACUGGUGGAGCUGAUCCCUCACCCUGAGACAGCUCCAGCGACAAUGGACCGAACCCAUGCCCUCAUGAGGAAGAUUGGACAGUCCCCAGUGCGGGUCCUGAAGGAGAUUGAUGGCUUCGUCCUAAACCGCCUGCAGUAUGCAAUUAUCAGUGAGGCCUGGAGGCUGGUGGAGGAAGGAAUAGUGUCUCCUAGUGACGUGGACCUGGUUAUGUCAGAUGGGCUGGGCAUGCGGUAUGCAUUCAUUGGACCCUUGGAAACGAUGCACCUGAACGCCGAAGGUGUGGUGAGCUACUGUGACAGAUACAGUGAAGGUAUGAAACGUGUCCUGAAGACUUUUGGACCCAUUCCAGAAUUUUCCAGGGCCACAGUGGAGAAAGUUAACCAGGACAUGUGUCUGAAAGUUCCUGAUGACCCAGAACACUUAGCAGCCAGGAGACAGUGGAGGGAUGACUGUCUCAUGAGGCUUGCCAAGUUGAAAAACCAGGUGCAGCCCCAGUGAGUUUCUUGAGAUGUUACUGCCACUCCUUCAUUAAAAGCCU